Molecule: messenger RNA, 1075 nt
Organism: Serendipita indica DSM 11827
Lineage: Eukaryota; Fungi; Basidiomycota; Agaricomycetes; Sebacinales; Serendipitaceae
Source: the annotation of a GenBank genome assembly
AUGCAUCGCCGAAAAGCCAGGAACUCAGAAUUCGACUCUUCGAAUUCCUCAAGAACAAAUACACCUUCUCAUGACCCAGACAUUGCUUAUCAGCGAACACGGGAUACCCUCAUCGAGGCUGUCAAGCUCGUCAAGGCGGGGACCGAGGCUACUUCAUUUCUGGGACCUCUCAAAGCAGUUUGCGAGAUUUCCCUUCUAUUCCUUGAGAUAACCAGGAGUGUAAACGAGAACACCAAAGGACUCAGAAUACUCAGGGAUAGUCUUGAAUUACAUAUAUACAUCUUGGAUGAAGGAUAUCUCCAAGCUGUCGAGGACGGACGCAUGGACCGGAUGCCCACCGCGCUCAAGGAUUUCAACAAUGCAUCGAGAGAUUACAUUGUCGCUCUGAAGGGCACACUCUCCAAAAUGGAUGAGUUGAAGCACGGCAGAGAUCAAGGCGUCAAAGGAUUUUUCAGAAAGAUCACGGAUGCCAAGAUCGAUACCGGAAAUAUUGCAGAAUACAAACAGGAAAUCUUACAAGCUACGCGGGUAUUCGAGGAUACGACCAAGCUCUGUCAAAUUCAGCUACAAGCAGAAGUGUGGAAAGUAGCCCAACUCGGCCCCGAGAAGCCUCGUCCGAUGGGUACUCAGCAUAAGACGUGUCUACCGGGCACACGCGUACCGAUUCUGCAGGAGAUUCGGCAAUGGCGUCUGGAUUCCAACGCAGACAAGCGCAUCUUUUGGCUCUGCGACGUUGGCGGGUCUGGAAAGUCCACGGUCACAUUGACGAUGUGCGAGGAAUGGGAUAAUACCAAAGAUGUUCUAGUUGGUCGGUUCUUCUUUUCGAAGAAUGCUCGGCAGACAUCAGAGACGGAUGAUUUCUGCUCCGUCAUCGCAGGGGAUAUUGGUGCUCAAAACGAGACAAUCCUAGAGCAAAUAAAGAUGAUAAAAGAAAGAGAUCCUCACCUUCUCAUACGAGGACUGCGCCAUCAGUUCACCAAACUCAUCGAAGAACCAUUGCAACUUGCAAAGACGGAUAUUGUCCUCGUGAUCGACGCAGUGGAUGAGUGCAAGGAGGAGCAGGACAGUCAGUCAG